AUGAGCGCGGGCAUGGGUGGCUUCUGGCCGGAGCCGUGGCUGCCGCAGUCGCUCGGCUCCCCGGGCCUGGCCCUCGCCGCGGGCCUGCUGCUGCUGGUCUUGUGCCUGAGCGCGCGGCGCACCAGGAGACGUGGUGAGCCUCCAUUGAUAAAAGGCUGGCUUCCUUACUUUGGACAAGCCCUGAAAUUACAAAAAGAUCCUCUGGGUUUCAUGACUACUCUUCAAAAGCAGUAUGGUGACAUUUUCACUCUUCUCCUUGGAGGAAAGUAUAUAACAUUUAUCCUGGAUCCUUUCCACUACACGUCAGUGGCAAAAAAUCAAAAAUUAAGCUUUCAAAUAUUUACUAAUAAAUUCUUAAAGAGAGUAUUUUCUAUCAAAAAGAUGAUAACAGAUUCUGACCUCAUCGACGAGAUUCAUAGUACCUAUCAAUUUUUACAAGGGAAGCAUUUGGACAUACUGAUGGAAAGCACAAUGCAGAAUCUGAAACAAGUUUUUGAACCCCAACUUUUAAAAACCACAAGCUGGAGCACGGAAUAUUUGUUGCCAUUCUGCAACUCAGUGAUAUUCGAAAUGACAUUUACAACCAUAUAUGGAAAUGUUCUUGCUGAUGAUAAGAAAACAUUUAUUACUGAGUUAAAAGAUGAUUUUUUAAAAUUUGAUGAAAAAUUCACACGUUUAGCAUCAGGCAUACCCAUUGAGCUUCUAGGAAACCUCAAGUCUGUUCGAACUAAACUUAUAAAAGACUUGACAAUAGAAAGCUUAGCUAAGUUACAAGGACUAUCUGAAGUUGUUCAAAGAAGGAAUGAUAUCCUGGAGAAAUACUAUAUGCCCAAGGACACUGAAAUAGGAGCACAUCAUUUAGGCUUGCUCUGGGCCUCUGUGACAAACACUGUUCCAACCAUGUUCUGGGCAAUGUAUUACCUUCUACGGCACCCGAAAGCUAUGGCCGUGCUGCGUGACGAAAUUGACCAUUUGCUGCAGUCAACAGGUCAAAAGAAAGGGCCCGGAUUUUCCAUCUACCUCACCAGAGAACAAUUGGACAGCCUGGUCUACCUUGAAAGUACCAUUCUUGAGGUUUUGCGACUCUGCUCCUUUUCUGGCAUCUUUCGUUUCGUUCAAGAGGACUUGACACUUCAUUUAGAGAGCCAGGACUGCUGUCUGCGAAAGGGAGACUUUGUCGUCAUCUUUCCUCCCAUCUUACACCACGACCCUGAAAUCUUUGAAGCUCCAGAAGAGUUUAGAUUUGAUCGUUUUACAGAAAAUGGUAAGAAGAAAACCACCUUUUUUAAAAGAGGGAAAAAGCUGAAGUAUUACCACUUGCCAUUUGGAUUGGGAGUCAGCAAAUGUCCAGGCCGAUUUUUGGCCAUGGUUGAAAUAAAGCAAUUGUUGGUUGUGCUUUUAAGUUACUUUGAUUUAGAAAUAAUUGAUAAUAAGCCCUUAGAACUAAACUAUAGCCGCUUUUUGUUUGGUAUUCCUUACCCAGACUCUGAUGUUUUAUUUAGAUACAAAAUAAAAUCGUAA
This is a messenger RNA of Budorcas taxicolor (takin), 1521 nucleotides long. Its product is annotated as cytochrome P450 7B1. The transcript is spliced from 6 exons. Gene Ontology annotation, biological process: cholesterol homeostasis; bile acid biosynthetic process. The record is from RefSeq and is a predicted model, not a curated record. NCBI's taxonomy places the organism in Eukaryota, Metazoa, Chordata, Mammalia, Artiodactyla, Bovidae. Gene Ontology annotation, molecular function: heme binding; steroid hydroxylase activity; oxidoreductase activity, acting on paired donors, with incorporation or reduction of molecular oxygen. Bases 1 to 1521 code for a protein of 506 amino acids.